AUGAUUCUACAAAAAAGACUAAAACAGGUAAUAGCCAUAGGAGCCACUGCUCUAGCUUGUUUGCAAGAAGCCAUUUGUGUGCCCGAGGACAAGACUAUACUUCUGUACGAUUUGAAGACUUGCUGGAACAGCAGAAUGACCGCUAUAGAAGAACAAAUUAAUAUUCGCAAAGAUUUUUUCAGAAAGGCCGAGCUUAUCAAGGCUAAUAACAUGCCAGACUACGAUAGCGCCAAGGAUCUAGACCUAAUACAGGAGCUUAUACAAGAACUAGACAGAGACCUACUGUCUCUUAAGAAAAGCUGGGAUAAGAUGGAGAAUUUAGUGGGAGCAUUGAAUAGAGCAAAUGCAUACAACAUAGCAGAAGAAUUUAGGCUUGUUCUGAGAGAUAACGAUCCUUACGACCUUUUGAUGGGAAGCAUACCGCAUGAGGACCUGCCAAACAGUACUUUUAGUUUUAACGAGAUUACCUACAGCGAGGUAAAAUCAACAAACUCUUUUGACAGAAAGUAUGCUAUUGACAAAUUGGUUCGCAGAAAAAUUAACGACUUACGAAAACUCUUGCUGGAGAUGAAUGAUAGCAGCACUGCACUCAUUGGAAACAUCCACUACUUCAAUUCGCAAAUGCUAAUAUUCAUAGAGCGGUAUAGCGCAAAGAAGUACAAAGGCAUCAAAUUAGAAGAGCUGGCAAUGUUUAAGCUCGCAAAACUUGGCAAUAUAUUCCCUGCCAACAUUAUAUUCACGUUCUUUGAAGAAGAGCCGCUGAGAGUCGAUGCCAAUGAUGAGCUGGCUAACAAAGAGAGGCUGGAGAGCAUCGUUAAGUAUUUAAGAAGUUUUGUUCCCAACAAUGACAAAAUCUUCUACAACUAUAUAAACACUAUAAUGAAUGAUAAUUGCAUCGAAAAAAACAGAUUAAAUCAGCUGAUACUCGCUGAUGUUCAUUUUAAAAAUGUGUUCUAUGAGUGUGGGCUUGCUAUGGGCGAAAACAUAAUGGAUAUUUACUAUAUCCUACUACAAAAGGACCUUGUUGGAGCAGAGAUAGACCAGUUCAAAGACAUCACGCAUGUACAGCUUAUAAAGCUAAUCAUGGCCGAAUAUUUAAUGAAUGGACCUCUGCUGAACUACAAAAAGAACCGUUUAUUUUCCAACUUGGAGAAGAUAAUAUUGAGCAAAACAGAAACCGAACAGGAUAAAGUGCUUGAUGUUCUAAGCAUGCUGUGGGAUGACUGGUACUGCGAGCCAAGGAAAAGAAAUCCGUCUCUCAAAGACUUCUACACAGAUAACAUGAUCAACGCUGACUUUUUCAGAGUAGUGCGCGGUGGUUUUGUGCAUUCAAAAUGGGUUUACAUAAUCGAGGCAAAGAAUUUAGAUUUUCCUUCUUUUUUUUCGAGAGACCAGGUAGCAGAAAGGCUGCACGUUGACAUGUCCUACAUGCACCCCAUAUGGUACAUGUGCAAGCGAUACGAGAGCAUUAGCUACCUAAAAGAGCAGGACACCAAAUACGGCAGAAAGCUAUUCAUGUCCAGAGAAAACAAUCUAGUGACGGUCAGGCCGUACAAAAUAAGCAACCGUGACGAUAAUAUAAUCCGGGUAGAGAACAUGAGAGACUUUAUGAACACGUGCUUUUCGUCUAUAUUUGUUGAGUUUGAGACAGCCUGCAGGUUUGAAGAGACAACUGGAUCUGCCAUUAUAUCUGAUUUGUUCUUUGACACUUUUGAUAUCAGGAAUCUGAAGAGACAAAAAUACCUAGGCCCUAAACUCUCAGUAGACGAAAAAGAUAUAGCACUCCAGCCCUUUGUCUGA
Molecule: messenger RNA, 1800 nt
Organism: Nematocida minor
Lineage: Eukaryota; Fungi; Microsporidia
Exons: 1
Coding region: 1-1800 (599 amino acids)
Source: RefSeq, a predicted model, not a curated record